CGUCAGUGCGCAAAUCCCAGCAGAGAGCGACGCGGAGCGGCUGCGUUCACUGCGCUGCGCCUUCAACCAGCACCGGCGGGGCGGAGGAGGAGGAAGCUGCACCUUCUGCCGCCGUCUGCAGCGACGCACAGCCCGGACACCCAGCUCGCCUCCGGAGCCCUCCGUAUGGGCUCACCAUGCGCAGGAUACGGGCCAACGCCAUCGCCAUUCUGACCGUCGCCUGGAUCCUGGGGACGUUUUAUUACCUGUGGCAGGACAGCAAGCCCCAGUCUGCCGCCGCGUCGUCGUCGUCGUCGGCGGCGGCGGCGGCGCAGACCCGCAGGGGCCACGGGCAGAAGGCAGCGGUGCCCGGGCGGCUGGAGAUCAUCCACCGGGACGACAGGACCAUCCCGCUCAUAGUGACCCAGCCUCCUCGCUCCGAGCAGAACCAGAACCAGCAGCUCGGCAGCUUCGAUGAGAAGUCGUAUCUGUCGGCCAAGCAGCUGAAGCCGGGCGAUGAUCCGUACAGAGAACACGCCUUCAACCUGCAGGAGAGCGACCGGCUGGGCGGAGAACGAGCCAUCAGAGACACCCGACACUACAGGUGUGCGGCUCUGAACUAUGACGCCGACCUUCCCUCCACCAGCAUCAUCAUCACCUUCCACAACGAGGCUCGCUCCACGCUGCUGCGCACCAUCAAGAGUGUCCUGAUGCGAAGUCCUCCGUCUCUGAUCCAGGAAAUCAUCCUGAUAGACGACUUCAGCUCGGACCCUGAGGACUGCCAGCUGCUCGCUCAGAUCCCCAAAGUCCGCUGCCUGAGGAACGGCAGGAGAGAGGGUCUGAUCCGAUCACGUGUUCGAGGAGCCAACUCUGCCUCGGCCUCCAUCCUGACCUUCCUGGACAGUCACUGCGAGGUGAACGCCGACUGGCUGCAGCCGAUGAUCCAGAGAGUGAAGGAGGAUCAUACUCGAGUGGUCAGCCCCAUCAUUGACGUCAUCAGUUUGGAUAACUUCGCCUACUUGGCUGCGUCUGCUGACCUGAGAGGAGGGUUUGACUGGAGUCUCCACUUCAAAUGGGAGCAGAUUCCCAUCGAGCAGAAAAUGGCGAGAAGCGACCCGACACAGCCCAUAAGGACUCCCGUCAUCGCUGGCGGCAUCUUUGUCAUGGACAAGAGCUGGUUCAACCAUCUCGGCCAGUAUGACACCCACAUGGACAUCUGGGGAGGAGAGAACUUUGAGCUUUCAUUCCGGGUGUGGAUGUGCGGAGGAAGCCUGGAGAUUCUUCCCUGCAGCCGCGUCGGUCACGUUUUCCGGAAAAGGCAUCCGUACGACUUCCCCGAGGGCAACGCUCUCACCUACAUCAAGAACACCCGGCGGGCGGCUGAGGUGUGGAUGGAUGAGUAUAAACAGUACUACUACUCUGCAAGGCCGUCGGCUCAAGGGAAGGCCUUUGGCAGCAUCACAGACCGUCUGACGCUGAGGAGGAAGCUGAACUGCAAACCAUUCCGCUGGUACAUGGAGAACGUCUAUCCAGAGCUGAGGGUCCCUGAGCAGGAAGCGGUGUCCAGUGUGCUGAAACAAGGCGGUUUGUGUCUGGAGACCCGUGGGACCGACGGCCUCGGCCUGGCAGAGUGUCGGAGCAUCGGAGGCAGCAGACCGCCAUCACAGAGAUGGGAGCUAAUAGAGCCGCUGAUCCGACAGCAGGACCUCUGCUUGGCCAUUUCUGCCUUCACAGCGGGAUCGAAGGUCAAGAUGGAGCCCUGCAGUACGAAAGAGCCCAGACAGAAGUGGAAGCCGAAGGGCCCGGCUCUGCAGCACAUGGUCAGCGGCCUCUGCCUGGACAGCCAGACCCCGACGGGACCCCUGGUCAUCUCUCAGUGUCGCCCCCAGAUGGCCAGUCAGUCCUGGGAGCCGCAGAUCAUCACCUGAAGAGCGGAUCCUUCACCCGGCCUGCAGAGGGACUCAUCGGUUACCUGCACACUGUCUGUCGCCUUGCUGAGGAAUGGAAGGAGUGAGGACUUUUGCGAUGUCGAGCUGAAAACAUUUUCAGUUUUCAAGAGGCAUCGCUGAGCAAAAACAUCGGGAUGUCUGUGUACAGUGCUUCAUCUGUCGAGGAUGCUGCAGUUUCUUCUACGUAAUCGACGCUUUUCACUGACAACUGUUGCACAUCUCACUUUUCUUUUUUCGUUUUCUGUGAUUCCUGCUCCACGGCUUGCUUAAGUUGGGGAUAUUGAGGGUUGUUUCGUUUUAAGUUUGCCCAUUUUUGGGUUGAAGCGUGUCUGACGGGCCGGAGCAGCUUUAUGUAUAGCCUCUGAAAAUCUGAGCUUUUUUCUUUUUUCUUCUUCUUAUUGCUGAACAGCAGCAGUCUUGAAAGCACCAUGCAAAGCACCAUCAGGAACAUUAUUUAUUGUUUUGCAUGGUCAGACCCAAAGAAUGUUUUUCUUUUCUUUCUCUGUCUCUCUAUAAAAGUUUUCUGUAAAUAUUUGAAGCAGGUAAUGGCUUGUUUUUUGUGUAAAGUCCUCUGUAUGUUGUUUGAAAAAUCAAAUGUGGUAACAAAGACAUUACUGUUAUAGACAUUUGUAAAAUAAAUUGCAGUCUUGCGCUGUUUGGUCUUGAA
Acanthochromis polyacanthus (spiny chromis) is the source of this 2595-nucleotide messenger RNA. RefSeq names its product UDP-N-acetyl-alpha-D-galactosamine:polypeptide N-acetylgalactosaminyltransferase 16 (gene galnt16). Gene Ontology annotation, cellular component: Golgi apparatus. The record is from RefSeq and is a predicted model, not a curated record. The transcript has 15 exons. The coding region runs from base 177 to 1907 and encodes 576 amino acids. Lineage: Eukaryota; Metazoa; Chordata; Actinopteri; Pomacentridae.